GUGACGUCACGCAGCUGGUCACGGGCAGGGCGGGCACGUGGUGCUGCCGAUGUCAGAGGUCGGCGGGAAGAUUCUGGUAUUGGGUGCGCGGACGGGGAGCCGGCGGGAGCAGCGGCGCCAUGAAGAUCUGGACAUCGGAGCACGUCUUCAACCACCCAUGGGAAACUGUGUUUAAAGCUGCCAUGCAAAAGUACCCCAAUCCCAUGAACCCGUGCGUUGUAGGGGUUGAUGUUUUAGAUCGACGUAUUGAUGACCAAGGCAAAUUGCAUAGCCAGAGGCUGCUCAGUACAGAAUGGGGCCUACCAUCUGUUGUAAAAUCACUCAUCGGUGCAUCCAGGACACGGACAUACGUGCAUGAACACUCCAUCGUCGAUCCAGUGAAAAGAACCAUGGAGCUAAGAUCUGCAAAUAUAACAUUAACAAAUUUAGUAUCGGUUGAUGAGCGGUUGGAAUAUAAACCACACCCACAGGACCCUGAAAAGACCAUUCUUACCCAAGAAGCUAUAAUUAGUGUAAAAGGGGUGAGUCUAAGCAGUUACAUGGAAGGAAUAAUGGCAAACACCAUCUCUGCUAAUGCAAAUAAAGGCCGAGAAGCUAUGGAGUGGGUAAUUCACAAGUUAAAUGCUGAAAUUGAAGAGUUGGCAGCAUCUGCACGAAGUAUCAAAAUUCCAAUGGCUGCAUCAUCGGUAGAAUAAUAGAUAAGAUUUGGACAAAUAUACCAUGCCUGCCUCCAGAUUAUUUUAACCUAUUGCUUCCCACUGUGCAAUUUUCCCCUAAUUCACUGGGGCUCCAGGUCUAAAAAGAGUAAGCAGCUUAUAUUUGAUCGAUUUUGUUCCUUUGAGGGACAGGACUUCUGAGCAGCUGUGGUUGUGGAGAUCUUGAACUGGAGUAGGUGCACAGAGAGAAGCACUGGGUUUUUAAUAUUAAUAUGUAAAAUGUAAUGUUGGCAGAAGAACUGGGAGAUGGCAAAAACUUGGCAGUGCAGUGAGGGAGAUUGUUCUAAGUCAAUUUUGUAAUCCUCAAGCCUUUACAAAUUAAGGACCUAAAUGUAUUGACCAGUUCUUUGAAUAAAUCAGAAGGCAAUAAUUUCCUCAUGGAUAAUUGGUAAAAUGGGUGGGGGGGUGGGGGAGAAGCCAAGUUUCCAUUCCUGGUUACUAUCCAGUUCUUCUCACUGGAAAAUGUAUGUUUGUGUGCAUUCUGUUGAACAAUUACUGAGAAUUGUUACCUAGAAUCACAACUUGUAAAUUGUCACGAACAUGUUUCAUUGAACGGUGGCAAAUACAUGAUGGUAACCUAGCACCUAGCAGCUUCAGGUACAAGACACACCCUUCACCUGCAAUUUAGAGAAGAAUUUACAAUUUAUACUUGUUGGAAAUCCUGGACUAACUUGUGAUUUUUUUUUUUCUUCUGCAAAGUGGUUUAUUUAAACCUCCCAUAUAUCUAACAGCCCAACUCUUAGUUCUAGCAACCACUUAUUGCUAAGUGUUUUAUACUUUAUGAAAAUAGUUGUUGUAACAGUUGUAUUGUUUACUGUAAAAUGUUAAAAUUGAUGGGCAUCUACUGUAGAAGGAUUUCCUUCUCUGAAGAUUUUGUACAUUUACAUAUGAUAGGAAGCCCCUGUUGGGAAUCCAAAGUAUUCCCAAAGUCAAAAUAGAAACUUUGCGAUCAUGGUUUUACAAAGUGUCACAAAGUUAGUGAAUCUGCUUCACUCGGCUUUGAUAACCUAUUUGUUUUCUCAGCGUUUAGUACUUAACCUUGAGAGAACUGAACCAUAGUAGUUGCUGUAGAUAUUCUAUACUGAGGUGUUAACAUUCCUAAAGCACUGAUGUUAAAAAUUUUCCUUUUGUUGAGGAUCUAGAUUUUUUUUUAAAAGGGAAGCAAUAGCAAACUUUCCCUUUUAAUUUUGGUCUUCAGAGUAACAU
Mobula hypostoma (lesser devil ray) is the source of this 1922-nucleotide messenger RNA. Its product is annotated as PRELI domain containing protein 3B-like. Lineage: Eukaryota; Metazoa; Chordata; Chondrichthyes; Myliobatiformes; Myliobatidae. Gene Ontology annotation, biological process: phospholipid transport. The record is from RefSeq and is a predicted model, not a curated record. Bases 120 to 695 code for a protein of 191 amino acids. Gene Ontology annotation, cellular component: mitochondrial intermembrane space. The transcript is spliced from 6 exons. Gene Ontology annotation, molecular function: phosphatidic acid transfer activity.